This is a messenger RNA of Biomphalaria glabrata, 2082 nucleotides long. RefSeq lists its product as uncharacterized. The transcript is spliced from 3 exons. The record is from RefSeq and is a predicted model, not a curated record. Gene Ontology annotation, biological process: proteolysis. The coding region runs from base 96 to 1946 and encodes 616 amino acids. Gene Ontology annotation, molecular function: serine-type endopeptidase activity. NCBI's taxonomy places the organism in Eukaryota, Metazoa, Mollusca, Gastropoda, Planorbidae.
AGAGUUCUUACUAUUUGCACUGUUUCAUCAAUAUAGGCUACAACCAAGGAAAUCGCGUUGACUAUUAGAUCUAGAUCUACAUCUAGAAUACAAGAAUGACACUUGUACCUACUUGUACAUUAACAUUUUUACUGGCAUUAUCCGGGUAUCUCGGAGCGGAUGUUUGUACCUAUGAUGUACUUCCAAGCGCCAGUCUUCCUGAGUACGAGAAGAGCUACUCUGAUUUUAUCCAUAAACCUUUCCAGAAAUCUCGUCAUUUCGUUAAACAGUCAAAAUUAGCCAGCAAAUUCAACUCUUCUGUCUGUGGGAUCAUGGAUGUUAGUCUCUCCGGAAGCAUUCUGGGUAAAGACGUUAAGCUCGCCCCAAUCAAAUCGUUCCCCUGGCACGUGACUUUGUUUACGGGAAGGCUAGAUUUGUGCAGCGGCGUCCUGAUUUUAAACCUUUGGGUAUUGACCAUCGCAAGGUGCAGUCCUCCCGCUCAGCGUAUUUACAUGGGGAUUUGGGGUGUCAACAGUUUCAACAACUACGAAGAAGACAUUAUCAUCAGCAAAAGAUUCGAGCAUGAAGACUACAACCCACUGACCAAAGAGAACGACAUUGCUUUGGUCCGGUUACAAAAGCCGGUAACCUUCGAUGCAUACUCAAGACCUAUUUGCUUCCCUGACGUCAAUUUAGAUCUUUCUGCUUCCUCUGAAUGCUACAUCUCAAGUUUCGGCGCUGUAGACACCAACAAAAGCCGCUUAAGUGAAUUUCUUCGAUAUAGCAAAGUAAAAAUUAUCCCCAAUGAAAUAUGUUCGUAUGCCUGGAAAACAAGAGGCAUUGUGAUUGAUCGAAGAUCCAUUUGCACAGACUUUGAUGCUGGAAAUCUUUGUUUUGGAGACUCUGGAAUUCCACUGGUGUGCAAAAUGAAAGGACGCUACUAUCUCGCUGUAAUCUCGAAUGGUUAUGAAGAGGGUUGUACACUCACUUACUACCCAACGACUUUCACUCGAGUCUUUGAAUAUUCUGACUGGAUCUACUGGGUCAUUGAAAAAAACCCUAAUAUGUUACCAGCGAUUCUCAGAGCUGAUGUUUGCACAUAUGAUGUACUUCCUAGCGCCAGUCUUUAUGAGUACGAGAAGAAUUAUUCUAAUUAUAUCCAUAAACCUUUCCAGAAAUCUCGUCAUUUCGUUAAACAGUCAAAAUUAGCCAGCAAAUUCAACUCUUCUGUCUGUGGGAUCAUGGAUGUUAGUCUCUCCAGCAGCAUUUUGGGUAAAGACGUUAAGAUCGCACCAAUCAAAUCGUUUCCCUGGCAUGUGAAUCUAAAGUUGUUUUCAUGCAGCGGUGUUCUGAUUCUAAACUAUUGGGUAUUGACCAUCGCACGAUGCAGUCUUCAUGCUCAACGUAUUUACAUGGGGAUUUGGGGUGUCAAUAGUUUAAAUAGUUUUGAAAAAGACAUUACAAUCAACAAACGAUUCCAACAUGAAGACUACAACCCCCUGACCAAAGAGAACGACAUUGCAUUGAUUCGGUUGCAAAAGCCAGUAAAAUUUGAUGCGUACUCAAGAUCUAUUUGCUUCCCUGAUAUCAAUAUAGAUUUUAACGCAGCUACUAACUGUUACAUUUCAAGUUUUGGUACCAUAGACUCCAACAUAAAUCGUUCGAGUGAUUUUCUUCGAUAUAGCAAAGUAAACAUCAUCCCCAAUGAAAUCUGUUCGUAUGCUUGGAAAACAAGAGGCAUUGUGAUUGAUCGAAGAUCCAUUUGCACAGACUUUGGUGCUGGAAAUCUUUGUUUUGGAGACUCUGGAAUUCCGCUGGUGUGCAAAGUGAAAGGACGCUACUAUCUCGCUGGAAUCUCGAAUGGUUAUGAAGAGGGUUGUACACUCACUUACUACCCAACGACUUUCACUCGAGUCUUUGAAUAUUCUGACUGGAUCUACUGGGUCAUUGAAAAAAACCCAAAUUGACUGAAUCUUCUGGGUCAUUGAUAAAACACAAAUUGACUUGAUUCUUGAAAUAAAAAAAAAAACAAAAACAAAAAACUUAUUUUGCAAAGUUUUAAACUAAACCCCAACUACCCAAUUUUCGGCAACUCUGAAUAAA